UGCGGACGGCGCAGGAUCUAAACGCUCAAGGCGCUCGCUCUCGUUCCCCUUAACCACCGGUUAUUUCGUUCCGUCAUUUUCGGGGUUUUAUUGUUACUAAUGAUAACAACGGUUGAGUGCCGGGAUCGGGAUAAUAUUUAAUCAUUCAACUAUUGAUUUUACAACUGUGCUAUUUAUUACCGCGAAAUUUACCUCAAUUCAUUGGUGUUCUCGACACGUUUUGUUUACGUCUUCAAGGAUAAUUCACCGAUUCACCGUGACUUUCAGUCAUCAAUAGUGUUAUUAUUGAUGAUUGGGGGCUUAUAAGUUUCUCUUGAGCAAUCGCGCGCGGUUUAUUGUUUUGUUCGGGAAAAAAAAAUUGUGAGAGGGUGUUGUGAAGUAUUUGAAAAAUCUGGAGUUUCCUUGGAGAGAGAAAAGAUUGAAUUUUUGGGGGGGUAAAACGAUCUGCCAAUCGUUUUUAACUGGAGAAGCUAGGAAAACAGCGGUUGGAGCGCUGACUUUGGUAACAGCCGGUUCUGCUCCUUCGGUCGGCUCUGGAAGCUAUCCGCUGUAUCCUCUUUGCCAUUUUCCCCAUCACCCAGUGCAAACAUAUCGGUAAAUACAAACCAUUAGUGGCACAUAACGUCUACACCCCGUCGGCUAACACAAGGAUGUACGUCUUGUGCACAGUGACAUUGUGAUUUUAUUUGUUGUUUUUGGUUUUUAGUUCUUUCGAAAAUUUUUGGUGUGUUUUUUUUUUGUUCAUUCGAAAAGUGAGUUGUUGACGAAUUCAUGAAGCAAAUGGAGUGACAGUGCGGAACAGUAUCGUGGAGGAUCGAUGCUUUUAUGAUUUUCGGGGGUGGAACGGAAGACGUUUUGAGGGGGCUAAUGCCGUGGGUCUGACACGAGAAUCUGGACGAAUUGUUUUGAGGAUUGGACAGGAUGAGGAAGCAAGGCAACUUGAGUCAUCAGACGAUGUGCUGACGCUGAGUAUGAUUCUGCAUGUGGAAUUUCGAGGCAAAUAGAAGGUGGAUUUGAAGAGAGUGAAGGAGCUCAAGGUGGCCCAAGGGUGGAGGGCGGAGAGCGCGGAACGCAACAUCCACCCGUUCAUCAGCAAGUGUACGGUUAACGAAUUUGGAAGUUACCUUGGCAAAUUGAGGAUCUAUGCCCUAUUUCUCAUACCUGGAGAUUUUCAGGUUCAGACAGAACAGUGAUUUUCCGUGAUUCAAUUGCAAUUUUCAUCGAAUUUUUUUGAGGGAAUUGUGACUGGAAGGAGUUGGGAAGUGUGAAGUGAGACUGUCUUCUUUAUUGAGGGAUUAUACAGCCGCUACGGUGGCUCAGCACGCAGAGUUCCCCGGCGCGGCCAGGGCGUUCAUGGCGCAGCCAAGGUACGAUGAUGGCGGGCUGCACGGGGGUUACCUCGAGGCCGGCGGUGGUGGUGGCACUGGUGGAUUAUACGAUCCACACGGUAAUGCAAGAGGUGUACCGGGUCUUCACCACAGUCCACACUUGGGUGGAAUGGGACCAGCACAUCCACAGUAUCCACCACCACCACAACCACCACCACAACAUGUACUAGCAGCGGCAGCAGCGGCUGCUGCAUCAGCGGUACCUGACGUUCACAAACGCGACAAAGACGCCAUUUAUGGACAUCCACUGUUUCCAUUACUUGCCCUAAUAUUUGAAAAAUGUGAGUUGGCAACGUGCACACCAAGAGAACCAGGUGUAGCAGGCGGUGAUGUAUGUUCGUCAGAGAGUUUCAACGAGGACAUUGCGGUCUUCUCAAAACAGAUCAGACAAGAGAAGCCAUAUUACAUUGCAGAUCCGGAGGUUGAUUCGUUGAUGGUACAAGCGAUUCAGGUCCUCCGGUUUCACCUCCUCGAGCUUGAAAAGGUUCACGAAUUGUGCGACAACUUCUGCCACCGGUACAUCAGCUGCCUAAAGGGAAAAAUGCCAAUAGACCUUGUUAUCGACGAUCGUGACAGCACAAAACCGCCAGAUCUUGGCAAUGGACUCGAUGGCGGACCACGUAGUACAGCUGACAGUACGAGUCAUACAGAUGGAGCGAGUACACCGGACGUCAGGCCACCAUCCUCGUCACUUUCGUAUCCCGGUGCGGGAGCAAAUGACGACGCCAGGAGCCCAGGAAGUGGCGGUACCCCAGGACCACUCAGCCAACAAGCACCUACCAGCUUGGACUCAUCAGAUCCCGACGCCAUGGGGAAAUGGUGUCCACGUAGAGAAUGGAGUUCGCCGCCGGAUGCACAAAGAGCGGCUAGUGAUGCGGCGAGACGCGGUGUUCUCUACUCUUCCGUCUUUCUCGGCAGUCCUGGUGACGCGAGUAACGCGAGUAUCGGUAGUGGUGAGGGUACGGGCGAAGAGGACGACGAUUCGUCGGGUAAAAAGAACCAAAAGAAGAGAGGAAUUUUUCCAAAGGUCGCGACAAACAUCCUCAGGGCGUGGCUCUUUCAACACCUCACGCAUCCCUACCCCUCGGAAGACCAGAAGAAGCAGUUGGCACAGGACACGGGGCUGACGAUUCUUCAAGUCAACAACUGGUUUAUCAAUGCAAGACGUAGAAUCGUUCAACCGAUGAUCGAUCAAAGCAAUAGAGCCGUGUUUCCGCCAUUGUCCGCAGGUCCAAGUGGUGCAUACAGUCCGGAUGCGACGAUGGGCUACAUGAUGGACGGACAAGCAGCCAGCAUGAUGCACCGACCCCCUGGUGAUCCAACCUUCCACAACCAGUAUCAUUAUCCACCUGAAUAUUAUGGACACCAUUUAUAAAGCUAAGAGCCUAGAUAAACGGUGCAGUAAAUCCGCGGGUGACCGAGUCCACGGACCCUGAAAGCCCUGAAAAAAAAAAAAUACACCUAGAGAAAAAGCCUAGAAACCUGGCACUCACCGAUCGACCGGAAAUGACACACGUCUCGGAGUAUCUCCACUGACAGAACUCAAAAAGACACGUGUCCGCGGAAAAUCGCGAUGAAAUAUCCGACGACGGAAGUGACGACGAUCUCUUCAGCGAGUGGUCCCACCCCACCGGUGAUGCAUUAAAAAUUGCACUCACCGAUCAAACGAAAAGCCCGACAGGACCGUAAACGGUUGAUACCGAUCAAGAACGAAUCUACGAAAAAAAAAAUUACUAAAAGCGGCCAAAGGAUUUUGAAGAAAAGUGAAAAAUAUCGGUCGCUAGAACGAAAAAAAAAAAAAAUUCAGAAUAAAAGGGAAUAAAAACAUUCUUGUGAUUGUUCUUUGUACAAAUAUUGCGGUGUAAUAUUGUAGUGAUUGAGAUAUAAAUGUUAAAUUUUAAUACAAUCGCAAUCGACGAAUGGAGAUAAACGAGAAAGGACUAUAUAAUUGAAAUAUAGUGAUAGGAAAAAUUAGCGGGCAUGUACAUUACCUGGUGUUCGCAAGAUAUGAAAAGGAUAAAAAUAAUGGGAAAAGUCUGCGCUCAGUGACUUUAAUGAUCCAAACCCCUGAAAAGGUUGAGACAAUUCACAGCAUGGAGUGAUAAAAAAUUAUCAAAUCCAACUGAUAAUCUGGAAAAAUCAAUUGGAAAUGAAAUUGAGUUUGUGUGUGACCAGAUUCCCGCAGCGUCGACAUUUUCUCGACUUAGGAGACAUUAAAAAUUUGUACAGUUCUUAAUUAUUAUUAAAUCUAAAAUUAAUAAAAAGAAAAAAAAACCAACCGAUGUAAUGAAGGAUACAUGUAUAAAAUAGUCUCCUCACUGUUAUUUGUCGUUUGGAUGCAAUGAAAUUCAAUAAAAUGACACAAUUGUCACUAAACCGACUAGAAUGUCUCGAUUAAUUAUCGGCGUCCGAAUAUUUUUUCAUUGCUUAAAAGAAAAAUGAGAAAGAAAUGACAGUGAGGAGAGCAGAGGGGCGAACAGAGGCUACCACUCGUCCUAGGAAUAAUUAAAAAUUAAUAAUAACAGUUUACUAUAAUAUAUUGUGUAUAAAUAGUUAAUUGAAAAUUGAGAAAGGGAUGAAUUUUGAAAAAUGGGGAAGUUAAAAUUGAAAAUUAUUGAUGGGAAGAAGUGUGAGAGGUUUCAACAGUGCGAAUGUCUGAGAAAAUGAAUGAUUAGUGAAAAUAAUUUGAUAAAUUUUCUCGUGUGGAUUAAUAAAGAGCGAAUGGAAAAAACGAGUGAGAACGUACAAAAAAUGACAGUUAGAUGAAAUUUUAAACCGAACGAAGGACGAGAUUGGAGAAACGGGAAAGGCAAUGUAUCAUAACUAAAUAGACAUAUUCAAAUUUUAGGUAAUUAGGGCCUGAAAGUAUUUCGUUUAUAUCCCUCUCGUUCGAUUUUUUUUAUUCAUUUUGUUGAGGAGAAAUAUUUUCAAUAUUUACUGACGUCCAUAUCCCACGUUCGACUGAAUCUGUUCCUUCUUCCAAGAAUUUAAAAAAAAAAACAUGUAAUUGAUCAUCAUUUCGCCCCUUUAUUCACUCCCAACACUCUCACAAAAGGGUAAUUAUAUAUUUCUAUAUCGAAGUAAUUAUCGCGCGCGCGUCCUUCAUAUACGUAAAAGACAAUUUAAAGAAGGAAUCACAGGAAUGAUAUAAUUGUUGAAUUCAAACACUUGAAUCUUUGAUUUUUUUUUUCAAUGCGAAACGCACGUGGAGAGGAUUCAUCAAUCAUGGGACAUUUUUUGAUUUUCCUUUUAGGUGCGAGGAAUCAUAAUCAUUCUGAAUAUACGAGGAGAAAUUACAGGUAAAUGCAUAUGAGGAAAAUGUAUUUUUAGAAUUUUCACAGAGUGAUGGAUUGGCUCGUAGAAUAUGAGAAAUGCAAAUUCAGUCGAGUGAUGAAACGCGAUGGGUCAAAUUCCAUUUUUUUUCAAUUUGGAAUUAUCUCGUUAAUGAGUCUAUUUAUCGGGGGAAACUGUCGGCAAGCAUUCAACCCUACAUCCACUCGUUAUCGAUAUGAAUCGAUAUUGAUAUUGCGUUUUAUCACUCUCGGAGAGAUCAAGGGAGAGAUAAAAAUGUUCCUUCACUCAUUCGAUUGAAUAUGAAUUUUUAAAGUUCAAAGUCGUAGGUUUUGGAGCGUUCGCUCGUCGAACUUUUAUUUUUCAUAAACAAAGGCACACGAUUUUUGUUUACAUCGGGAUUUGUCCACUCGAUAUAUCAAUCAAUCUUUCUGACGUGCCUCGAGCCAAAGCCUAUCGAUGCCCUAGUAUACUGAAACAACAAGUUUAAACAAAACGAAAAUAAAAACCCACGUAUACCGAAAGACUCAGGUGCAAAUGUCUACCGUUUAUCAUCUUGAUUAAUUGGCGUUAAAAUCGUCCAUUUCCUGUUUCUCGAUUUGCAUUGAAAAACGAAUUGCCGAAUUAUUUUCUCGCAUGGUCAGUAGUUCUUCAAUUAUUUUUUUCUCAAAUAAAAAAUAUAAAUAUAAAUAUUGAAUGAUAAAUUUUAGGAAAUAACUUUUUGAAGUUUUCUAAUUUCAAUAAAUAGUCAAGGACUUGAAUAUUUUUCAUGGGCCAAGGAAAAAUGCUGAUGCAAUUGUUGAAUCGCUCGUUAUACCGUUAUCACAAGAAUCGAUGAAUUUUUCAUUUUAAUGAAAUUGUAUUUGUUGACAAGUAGAUUAUUUAAUUUUGUUGUAAAUCGGUUUAACAUGAUAACGGGUGUGACGACGCGUGACUUCAACAUUUUCUAGCUGAUUAUUUCGAGACUAUUAAUCAUUGAGAACCUGUUAUCGUCGCUGUAGCCAUUAAUUCUGGGAUCCAAUCAUUAUCAUUCGUUCCAGGGCUUUUUUUUCUUAUCAGAAAUUCACCAAUAACGAAUCAGAGACGAGAAUAUAGUGUUAAGUAGCGUGAGAACAUCAUGACGACAUGAGCAUUCGAUAAUUUUAUCGAUUUUUUAAAUGACCGAGAAGUUGAAAACAAAUUUAAUGCAAAUCAGUACAUGAAAUGGAUACGGUUGUACGCAUUGGCUGUUCGUUUAUGAAAUGAGUUCAUUCGAUUGAAUCAUCGCCUUAAAAAAUGUAUACGAAGUAACAGUUAAGGUAUCUAAGUAAUAAUCAUGUUAGAGGAUUUUAAAUCUAAAAAAGAUUGAAGAAUUAAAAAUCCGAGUUUUUAUGCGCCGCGAUACGAGGAAAGAAAUGAUUUUAAAAAUGAAAAACAGGUGAUUGGAUGGCGAGUGUGUGAAAACGAGUGCAUGUAUUUUACUGUGAAUGACUGAUGGUAAGAAGGAAAAGUCUUGAUUAAAAAAAAAA
This is a messenger RNA of Fopius arisanus, 6187 nucleotides long. It is a transcript of the gene hth, whose product is annotated as homothorax. Gene Ontology annotation, biological process: eye development; positive regulation of transcription by RNA polymerase II; embryonic pattern specification. Gene Ontology annotation, molecular function: DNA-binding transcription activator activity, RNA polymerase II-specific; RNA polymerase II cis-regulatory region sequence-specific DNA binding. Lineage: Eukaryota; Metazoa; Arthropoda; Insecta; Hymenoptera; Braconidae. The record is from RefSeq and is a predicted model, not a curated record. Bases 1354 to 2763 code for a protein of 469 amino acids. The transcript has 14 exons.